AUGCCUCAAUUACCUUCGGUAUCUGAACUAAUAGGCUCCACCAGAGUUGAUACAGCUGCGAGCACGACAGUCGGGGCUUUUCCACCAUCAAGUUCAUAUGCAGACUACAGUCACAGGAAGGAUUCAACAACGUCGAUUUCCUCAAGCGGCAUACCAAGUGAGCCAUAUAGGAGACAAUCCACAGACCAAUCAAGACACCAGAGACUACCGUCGAUAUCAAACACCAUUUCAGUAUCAAACAGCAAGCGGAAUUCGAUCGACACGUCUCCACGUUCCUCGAUUCAUCUACCAGGUGUCUCAUAUGCCCUAGUUUCUCGCAACGAAAACGUCAACACUGAUAGCAUGGAGUCACUACCGAGCUCAAGGAGACUGACGGAAUCGACUGUCUACACUUCUGGUAACAAUCCCGCAGUUUACCUGACUCUUCCAACCCCGGGCUCUGCAAACUCGUUGCCUGGUCCAUCUUUCAAGUUUCAACAGCAACAGCAGCAGCAGCUGAAAUUGUUACAGCAUAGCGAGUCACAGAAUGCAGGAAUAGUGCGGCCACCGGUUGGCUCACCCAUAGGAAGCACCGAUAAGCUUCAGCCGUUGCACAUGUACAUUAGUUCACCUUCUACUUUACACAAACCACAACCACCACUACCAUCAGUUGCAACACAACUGACAGUAUCUCAUAACAGAACCAACUCAAAUACAGUGUCUCCUACUCAUAACGCACAUAGUGCAGCUCAAGGACACGAAAUAGUCGCUGACAAUGUCGAUACUUCCACAGUCCCUCAAUUAAUCAGGGUGCCUUCUGCAACCCCGUUACAUAUGAACCAUGGUUUCCCCGUUUCAAAAAGUGCUCCAACGAGUACCACAACGACUUCGUAUCCGCUGUACUUUUACCAUAGUGUGUCAUCAAGUGAUGGUCCACCCGCGCAGAAUAUGCAGCCGCCGCAGCCACAACCGCCGUCUUCGCAACCACCACACCAAGAACACUAUUACUCACACCGAGCACCUCAAGCGGUAUCAAUUACAACUCACACACCGCCUCCAUCUACAUCUUCUAUCCAGCAUCAAAAUCCACUCGCUACUGGCCCUGGAUAUUACGUUGUUCAACAACAUCAACAACAAUACCAACAGCCACAGCAAAUUCCACUUCCGCCAGCGGCUCCAACUCCCGGUCUGCACCAACAACAAAUGCAACCUUUUGCUCCACCAUUUCCCCCACAUGCAGUUCACCCGCAAGCCCUGCCCUACCAUGUUCAAGCACAUUAUGAUCCCCGUCAACUACCACCACCACCACCACCACCAACACAACUACCAGGAUCGGGUCUAUUAAUGGGUCUUCAACCUAGCAUGUAUCAUCCUUAUGGUGUUCCAUUCAAUGACGAGAACCAGGCGCUUAUGAAUAAACGCAAGAUUAUUAAACGAAGAACAAGAACUGGGUGUUUGACUUGCAGGAAGAGAAGAAUAAAGUGUGAUGAGAGGAAACCUUCGUGUUAUAAUUGUGAGCGUCUGAAGAAGGUUUGUUUGGGGUAUGAGAAUUUAUCGAAUUUGCAACCUAGAAAGAGAGUUAGAGACACAAGCUUGGAUUUGCCGACUGAUGGAUCAGGUGCUAUUGUGCAACAGCAACAGCACCACCAACAGCAGCAACAGAGUGGGGUGGAUCAACAACGAGGAUUUAGCGAACAUAGAAGUGCUGUGUUGUAG
Messenger RNA from Lodderomyces theae, 1695 nucleotides. It is a transcript of the gene WOR2, whose product is annotated as Zn(II)2Cys6 transcription factor WOR2. Gene Ontology annotation, biological process: regulation of DNA-templated transcription. Bases 1 to 1695 code for a protein of 564 amino acids. The transcript has a single exon. NCBI's taxonomy places the organism in Eukaryota, Fungi, Ascomycota, Pichiomycetes, Serinales, Debaryomycetaceae. The record is from RefSeq and is a predicted model, not a curated record. Gene Ontology annotation, molecular function: DNA-binding transcription factor activity, RNA polymerase II-specific; zinc ion binding.